Penicillium cinerascens is the source of this 1107-nucleotide messenger RNA. RefSeq lists its product as uncharacterized. The transcript is spliced from 2 exons. The coding region runs from base 1 to 1107 and encodes 368 amino acids. The record is from RefSeq and is a predicted model, not a curated record. Lineage: Eukaryota; Fungi; Ascomycota; Eurotiomycetes; Eurotiales; Aspergillaceae.
AUGUCUUACGACCGCUACAACUCCGGCAACGAGCGCUCCGAAUACGGUGGUGGUGGCUCCGGCCGAGACAACUACUACGACCAAUCCAACGACUUCUCUGGCCGCUCCGAGAACCAGGAGUACGGCCGUGAGAACCAGGGCUACGGCCGCUCUGAGGAGCAGGGCUACAGCCGUGAGAACCAGGGCUACGGCCGCUCCGAGGAACAAGGGUACGGUCGCGAGAACCAGGGCUACGGCCGCUCCGAGGAACAAGGGUACGGUCGCGAGAACCAGGGCUACGGCCGCUCCGAGGAACAAGGGUACGGCCGCGAGAACCAAGGCUAUGGUCGCGAGAACCAGAGCUACGGCCGCUCUGAGGAGCAAGGAUACGGCCGCGAGAACCAGGGCCACGGCCGCUCGGAGAACCAAGGCUAUGGCCGCUCCGAGGAACAAGGGUACGGCCGCGAGAACCAAGGCUACGGCCGCGAGAACCAGAGCUACGGCCGCUCGGAGGAGCAGGGCUACGGCCGCGAGAACCAGAGCCACGGCCGCUCCGAGGGGCAGGGCUACGGUCGCGAGAACCAAGGCCAAGAGUACCGCGACACUCGCUAUCAAGGAAACGAACCCUACUCCGGCGGCGACGACUUCUCCUCCGCAGCGCACCACGCAUCCGCGCACCACGACGGCGGUAACAGCGACAUGUUCUCCAACGCUGUGUCCUACGUCCAGGGCCGUGGUUCGAGCGCUGGCCAGGGCGACAUCGGCGAGGAGCAUGUCGUGAAGGCUCACCAGGCUAUGUAUGGUGGGGGCAGUAGCCAGGGCCAGACACAUGAUUCGAGCACCGUUGGUGCGGGUGCUGCUAUGCAGGCCCUGAAGAUGUUUACUGGUGGUGGCAGCAGUGACGGGGGUAUGGAUCAGAACAAGUUGAUGGGGAUGGCGAUGGCGCAGGCUGGGAAGCUUUGGGAUGAGAAGCAGGGGAGUGGAGCUAACAUGUCCGGUGACAAGCAGUCUGCUAUCAACAACGCUGCCGAGAUGGCCCUGAAGAUGUACAUGAAGGGUGGUGGCGGUAUUGGUGGAACCGGCGGUGCCAGUGGCCUUAUGGGUCUGGCUAGCAAGUUCCUUUCCUAG